Messenger RNA from Diceros bicornis minor, 495 nucleotides. RefSeq names its product ANKRD40 C-terminal like (gene ANKRD40CL). The record is from RefSeq and is a predicted model, not a curated record. The transcript is spliced from 4 exons. Bases 1 to 495 code for a protein of 164 amino acids. Lineage: Eukaryota; Metazoa; Chordata; Mammalia; Perissodactyla; Rhinocerotidae.
AUGGCUGAACCCCAACAGGACAUGAGGGAGGAGCCCACAGGUGAAUAUAAACAAAGCUCAAAUCCACAGUUGCCAACUGACCCAGGUGAUAAUGCCAAACAUGACGACACCUGUCUAGUCAGAAUUCAGAGCCCCAAAGAAAAUGACUUCAUUGAAGUUGAACUCAACAGACAUGAGCUGAGUUAUCAAAAUCUACUGCAAGUGAGUUGCUGUGAACUGAGGAUUAACCCCAAGGAAGUGGAGAUCAGAAAGCUACCAAACACACUCCUGAGAAAGGAUACACCAUUACUUUUUCUACGGGACUUCCAGGAAGUAGAACUCAUUUUAAUGAAAAACGGAAGCUCUGAAUUGAUAGAAUACACUCCAUCUCUGACAGAGAAGCCUUGUUACAACAGUAAUGCUGCAAAAAAUGACAUAUUAAAAAUCCAAGAAAUUAAAAACUGGAAUCAAUAUUUUGGAAAUAAUGAAGCCUGGACGCAUGUACCAGUUUGCUAA